This is a messenger RNA of Syzygium oleosum, 745 nucleotides long. Its product is annotated as putative invertase inhibitor. The coding region runs from base 28 to 573 and encodes 181 amino acids. The transcript has a single exon. Gene Ontology annotation, molecular function: enzyme inhibitor activity. Lineage: Eukaryota; Viridiplantae; Streptophyta; Magnoliopsida; Myrtales; Myrtaceae. The record is from RefSeq and is a predicted model, not a curated record.
AAAAUCUCCAUCUCCGUGAUAAGAAAAAUGAAUCGUACAUUCUCAAUCUCUUCCCUAUUCCUGAUCCUUUUCCUCGCGAUCUUUCAUUGUGUCCAAUCCACAAACGAUAUCAUUGAGGACACCUGCAAGAAGCUUGUAGCCAAUAACACAGAGUUGAACUUCGACUUCUGCGUGAAGUCUCUUGGGUCAGACCCGGAGAGCCAUGAGGCGAAUCUCGAGAGACUAGGGCUGAUUGGGCUCAAACUAUUUCAAGCCAACUUUACAGUCACGGCCGAGUACAUUAAGCAACUAGUGAAGCAAAAACUGGAACCACGGCUACUCAAAGCUCUCUCGCUUUGCUUGGAUCUUUAUGCCUCCGUUGAAGACAAAGACCUAACCCCAUUUUACAAGGCGAAGCGUUAUGCCGACGUGAAUACUUGGGUGUCUGCAAUGAAAGCUAAUGCAGAUGUGUGCGACAAACAAUAUACGAGGAAGGGAGGCAUGGUUCCACCUUUGACAAAGCGUAAUGCUGACGUUGAACAUUUGUCUGCCAUAGUACUUGGUAUUUUGACUAUUUUGACAGGGAGAGCAUAAAGGAUGUGAUGAAGUGCGUAUUAGCCAAUAAAUUGAUUCACGGUCUAUGAAUUUCCAUGGUAAUCUGAGUCAUCUUUUUCUUUUUCCUCCUUGUAUGCUUUGUUUCUUGCAAAUGAAUUCUUAUGGAUGGAGAUCUUUUACCCGUAGACAUAUCUCAACUAUUGGAAUGAAA